Molecule: messenger RNA, 1245 nt
Organism: Stylonychia lemnae
Lineage: Eukaryota; Ciliophora; Spirotrichea; Sporadotrichida; Oxytrichidae
Source: the annotation of a GenBank genome assembly
AUGAAUUGUCAUCUACAGAUUUCUGGAAAGAGACCUCAUUACUGUGACUCAAUGAAUGCAUCUUAGUGUAUUUCUACACUUGAAAACGAAUUAUGGAACUCCUAUACUCUCUUUUUUACUCAUGCUUAAUAAACUUGCUACUACCUCAAGCAAGAAGUAUGGCAAGAUAACACUAAAAGUCUCAUUGAUAAUUUGAAUUAAGCAUCAAUCACGGCAGAUUUGCAUAUUCUCAAUGGCCAGGAAUCGAUGAGCUAGAACAUUGUAAGAACUUUUGCAUUAACUGAAGAGACUAAUAACCAAGUUGAAAAGCAGCUAGCAUUGCAAAAAAGUCUUUAAGAUGGAUUUGGAGUUUUAGAGACCUCAAUCUAUGAAAAUUAAUCUAAACUCAACUAAUUUUUUUAAAGUGUUGGAGAAAAGAUAGAGCUCAUUAUUCAAUUCUAAUCAAUGAUUGUCAAAUAUUUCAGAGACAUGGAUAGAUUUGUGUAUUACUCUGCCAAAGUUAUUAUCAUUUGGAUUCUAACUUAAUUUAAAAGAUUUUUAGAGGCGAAAUAAAGACUACUUUUCUUAUGUGCUUGCUAAUUGAUUAUUGAGAGAGUAUCAGAUGAGUAUAUUGAUGAGCAUCAUAGACUUUCGUACUAAAAGUAUUACAGAAUAGUGGGAGUUGUCGUAUUUUUUAUUCAAAUAAGGAAUAUCUCAAAACACCCAUCUGGUUUUUAAGAUACAAAUAGUAAAUACCUCUUGCUGUAAAAGAUCUAGAAACUGAAAGACCAAACGAGCAGAAAUAUAUAUAGAAAGGCUCCAUCAUACUUGAUGCCUGCUAAAUUCACCUUAAUAUUGAUUCAAGUACUUCUUUUAGCCUUGGUUAUUUAACAAAGCACUGAUCAUAUAUAUUGGGGUAUUGGAUUUAAUUACUCUGAUACCUCAGAUGAAUACAUGACAGCAGAGAAAAUUUUAGUUGGAGUAACAAUAGCUUAUUUAUUCUGUAUGGGCUUUGAAUUCCUGGUUAUGGUUCUUGGAAUCAGCUUACUAUUCAAUAAUAUAAACAUCGUUCAAAUAUUCCUGCACUUUUUGGGUUGCCUCUUCACUACUUGGUUCAUCCUAGACAAUUGGAGAUUUACUUAUAUUUGGCCACUUUGGGGAUUUUUUGGACUUUUCCCAUUUCUGCUUGAGUGCAUAAUCCUUUAAGGUGCUGUAAGAAUGAAUAAGGACAUCAACAAUAAUUCAAAAGGAAUCGUCAAAUAAUGA